Messenger RNA from Vitis riparia (riverbank grape), 459 nucleotides. Its product is annotated as signaling peptide TAXIMIN 2. The coding region runs from base 150 to 371 and encodes 73 amino acids. NCBI's taxonomy places the organism in Eukaryota, Viridiplantae, Streptophyta, Magnoliopsida, Vitales, Vitaceae. The transcript is spliced from 2 exons. The record is from RefSeq and is a predicted model, not a curated record.
AGAAAGAUUGGUUACAACUUACAACCUCUUUUGUCCUUCUUUCUGUCUUCUUGUCUUCCCAAACAGAUCAAGAAAGAGAGGGAGAGAGAGAGAGAGAGAGAGAUUUGGGAUCAAAAAAGGCUUGAAAGGAAAGCAGAAGAGGAGAGAAGAUGGGAGAUUGCAGGCCAUUGGGGUUCUUGAUAGGGCUGCCAUUUGCUUUUCUUGCUCUGAUUUUAUCUGUUGUGGGUGCAAUUGUUUGGAUUCUUGGGACUUUGUUGAGUUGCUUGUGCCCAUGCUGUAUAUGCUGUGCAGGGCUGGCCAAUUUGGCAGUGAGCCUGGUGAAGAUGCCUAUAAAAGUAAUGAGAUGGUUCAUUGAACAGAUCCCUUGUUGAUCUUCUCUUUCUCAUACAUAUUUGUAGUUUAUGUGCUUUCUCUUCCCUUUUUGUUAUGGUUGUAUUCCAAUUAUUCUUUUGUUUUUUA